Sphenostylis stenocarpa is the source of this 609-nucleotide messenger RNA. The record is from the annotation of a GenBank genome assembly. Lineage: Eukaryota; Viridiplantae; Streptophyta; Magnoliopsida; Fabales; Fabaceae.
AUGGAGGGAAAACAAUUCAAUGUGAGACCAACAUAUUCAUUUCUUUUUGUGUUUUUGCUAGGCUUUCAACCACAUGUUACAGAGGCACAAUCACCCAACUAUGCGGGAGAUGACUGCAAUUCCACCACCCCAAAAUCUCUAAGCAAUGCAUACAAAACCAACCUUAACAAUGUCCUCUCAUGGCUAUCCUUAGAUGCAGCAACAAGCAAAGGCUACAACCACAACAACUUUGGCAACAACACUGUUAAAUUUGCAUCACUUUUCAACACCCUUGGUGCAUAUGCUAUUGUGUAUGGCCUCUAUGAUUGUCGUGUUGAUGUUGUUGGAUACUUUUGUCAGUUCCGCGUGUCCACUGCUGCCAGAGAAGUUCUUCAGCGCUGCCCCAAUAGAGCUUCUGCUUUCAUAUUCUACUAUUUCUGCAUCCUAAGGUUCUCUAGUGAGAACUUCUUUGGGGAAGUCUCAGUGUACCCACCAUGGAAUCUGGUUGGAAUAAAAGACGUGUCCAGUGCAGAAGAGAUUCACAAGCUUAAGGAUUUCAUGAGAAGUUUGAUCAGAAAAGCAACUGUGGAGACUAACCAAUUGUACUAUAUGGAUGUGUUAGUAUUUUAG